AUGGGGGAGCUGAUGAAGAAGGACAUCAAGUGCGCCCCGGACUGCAAGGCCACGGACGAGGUGAAGGGGAUGGUGUCGGCCAUGAGCGAGGGAGACGUUCUGAUCCUGGAGAACACUCGGUUCUACAAGGGAGAGACCAAGAACGAUCCUGAGCUGGCGGAGAGCAUGGCCAGCCUGGCGGACCUGUUUGUGAACGACGCGUUCGGCACCGCGCACCGCGCGCACUCCUCCACCGAGGGCGUGACCAAGUUCCUGAAGCCGAGCGUCUCGGGCUUCCUGCUGAAGAAGGAGCUGGACUACUUGAAGGGCGCCGUAGACAGCCCGGUGAAGCCGAUGGCGGCCAUCGUGGGCGGCGCCAAGGUGAGCACGAAGAUCCCGGUGAUCGAGUCCAUGCUGGAGAAGGUGGACAAGGUGAUCAUUGGCGGAGGCAUGGUGUUCACCUUCCUGAAGGCACGUGGUCUCUCGGUCGGGAACUCCCUGGUGGAGGACGACCUCAUCCCAGUUGUGAAGAAGCUGGAGGAGCAGGCCAAGGCCAAGGGCGUCGAGAUCAUCCUCCCGAGCGACAUAGCCUGCGGCGACGAGUUCCCCGCGGGGGGCAAAGAGGUGAACUACAAGGUGGUGCCCGCAGAUGCGAUCCCAGACGGCUGGCUCGGCCUGGACAACGGCCCGAAGGCGACCGAGGAGAUCAAGGCUGCUCUGGCGGAUUGCAAGACGAUCAUCUGGAACGGCCCGAUGGGCGUGUUCGAGAGCCCGCAGUUCAGCAAGGGCACCUACGACGUGGCGGAGUGCAUCGCCGAGCUGACGGAGAAGAACGGCGCCAUCAGCAUCAUUGGUGGCGGUGACUCCGUGUCCGCGGUGAACAAGUCCGGCCUGGCGCCGAAGAUGUCGCACAUCUCCACUGGGGGCGGUGCCAGCCUGGAGCUGCUGGAAGGCAAGGUGCUGCCAGGUGUGGCUGCGCUGGACGAGAAGGAGAUGGCCGCCGCUGCGUUCUGCGGACAGCGCAAGGUCCCCAAGGCUUCCAGGACCAGCCUGCGGGCCAAGAAGUCCGUGGAGGACCUGGGCGAGGCGGACCUCAAGGGGAAGACGGUGCUGAUCCGGUGCGACCUCAACGUGCCCCUGAACGCGGACCUGGAGAUCACGGACGACACGCGCAUCACGGCCUCGAUCCCGACGAUCGAGUACCUCUGCAGCAAGGGCGCCAAGGUGCUGGCGUGCUCCCACCUGGGGCGCCCCAAGGACGGGCCCGAGGAGAAGUUCUCGCUGAAGCCAGUGGCGAAGAAGAUGGGGGAGCUGAUGAAGAAGGACAUCAAGUGCGCCCCAGACUGCAAGGCUACGGACGAGGUGAAGGGGAUGGUGUCGGCCAUGAGCGAGGGCGACGUGCUGAUCCUGGAGAACACUCGUUUCUACAAGGGGGAGACCAAGAACGACCCCGAGCUGGCGGAGAGCAUGGCCAGUCUGGCGGACCUGUUCGUGAACGACGCGUUCGGCACCGCGCAUCGCGCGCACUCCUCCACCGAGGGCGUGACCAAGUUCCUGAAGCCGAGCGUCUCGGGCUUCCUGCUGAAGAAGGAGCUGGACUACCUGAAGGGAGCCGUGGACAGCCCGGUGAAACCGAUGGCGGCCAUCGUGGGCGGCGCCAAGGUGAGCACGAAGAUCCCGGUGAUCGAGUCCAUGCUGGAGAAGGUGGACAAGGUGAUCAUCGGCGGAGGCAUGGUGUUCACCUUCCUGAAGGCACGCGGCCUCUCGGUCGGGAACUCCCUGGUGGAGGACGACCUCAUCCCAGUUGUGAAGAAGCUGGAGGAGCAGGCCAAGGCCAAGGGCGUCGAGAUCAUCCUCCCGAGCGACAUAGCUUGCGGCGAUGAGUUCCCCGCGGGGGGCAAAGAGGUGAACUACAAGGUGGUGCCCGCGGAUGAUAUCCCGGACGGCUGGCUCGGCCUGGACAACGGCCCGAAGGCGACCGAGGAGAUCAAGGCUGCUCUGGCGGAUUGCAAGACGAUCAUCUGGAACGGCCCGAUGGGCGUGUUCGAGAGCCCGCAGUUCAGCAAGGGCACCUACGACGUGGCGGAGUGCAUCGCCGAGCUGACGGAGAAGAACGGCGCCAUCAGCAUCAUUGGUGGCGGUGACUCCGUGUCCGCGGUGAACAAGUCCGGCCUGGCGCCGAAGAUGUCGCACAUCUCCACUGGGGGCGGUGCCAGCCUGGAGCUGCUGGAGGGCAAGGUGCUGCCAGGUGUGGCUGCGCUGGACGAGAAGGAGAUGGCCGCCGCUGCGUUUUGCGGACAGCGCAAGGUCCCCAAGGCUUCCAGGACCAGCCUGCGGGCCAAGAAGUCCGUGGAGGACCUGGGCGAGGCGGACCUCAAGGGGAAGACGGUGCUGAUCCGGUGCGACCUCAACGUGCCCUGA
Molecule: messenger RNA, 2400 nt
Organism: Prorocentrum cordatum
Lineage: Eukaryota; Dinophyceae; Prorocentrales; Prorocentraceae
Source: the annotation of a GenBank genome assembly